UGUGGCUGACCUGAGGUCCUGCUUCUCUUUAGAAACUUGUGGUGGAGAAUGUUGAAGUGCUAACACAAAUGAGGACCAGCUUUGAUAAACCGGACCAGAUGGCGGCACUCUUUAAGAGAUUAUCGUCUGUUGACAGUGUUUUAAAGAGGAUGACGAUUAUUGGUGUAAUCUUGUCUUUUCGCUCACUGGCACAGGAAGCACUUAGAGAUGUCUUAUCCUACCACAUUCCUUUCCUUGUAAGUUCAAUUGAAGAUUUUAAGGAUCACAUUCCAAGAGAGACUGACAUGAAGGUAGCAAUGAAUGUAUAUGAGCUGUCGUCAGCUGCUGGAUUGCCAUGUGAAAUUGAUCCUGCCUUGGUUGUAGCACUGUCUUCCCAAAAAUCAGAAAAUAUUAGUCCAGAAGAAGAAUAUAAAAUCGCCUGCCUUCUGAUGGUUUUUGUUGCAGUCUCCUUGCCAACUUUGGCCAGUAAUGUGAUGUCUCAAUAUAGUCCUGCCAUAGAAGGACACUGCAACAACAUACAUUGUCUGGCAAAAGCAAUCAACCAGAUUGCUGCAGCUUUGUUUACCAUCCACAAGGGAAGCAUUGAAGAUCGUCUUAAAGAAUUUUUGGCUCUUGCAUCAUCUAGUCUACUGAAAAUUGGUCAGGAAACAGACAAAACUACUACAAGGAACAGAGAAUCUGUUUAUUUACUGCUAGACAUGAUUGUGCAGGAGUCUCCAUUCCUGACAAUGGAUCUUUUGGAGUCUUGUUUUCCUUAUGUCUUGCUGAGAAAUGCAUACCAUGCUGUCUACAAGCAAAGUGUCACAUCCUCUGCAUAAAUAUCUACUUACUGGAAACAAGACCUAGCACGCAUCUAUGUUGCCUCAGUUAUACCUGUAAACUGUGGAGCUAUUUUACUUUAUGGCCUGACAGUUUUGUGGAUUAUAAACUUUCUUCCCAUAAGGUUGUAUUUCUGAUCAGUGGUUUCUUAAUAUGGUUGUACUACAAUAUAAGCUUGGUUGAUUUUUAGGUUGCACAUUCACAGAAAUUCCUUUUUUUAUUUUAGAGCAUCAGUUAUGUUUAAAAGAAACACUACUUCUGCUAUAUGUUUUUGAUAUUUGAUCAUGCAAAACAUAACUGCUUAUUUCCAAGAAGAAAAUGUAUUUAGUGAUUAUUUUAGAUAGUGUUCUAGCUUUCAUCUGUGUGUAAAUUAUUUCAUAUAGGGAGAGUUAUAAUCUGUACCUAUUGUUCUUAUUGAAAACAAAUAUUGGAUGUGCAUUUCUGUGAAGUAGUUACAACAUUUCUACUUUUAUUUUGAAGCAUUCACCAAACUAAGUAAUAUAACAGCAUCUAACACUAAAAAUGUUAUAGGACUGCUUAUCGUUAAACAGCAAUCCUCUCCCAAUAUUCUUAAACAACAGCAAGUGGUGUUGUUUGUAUAAAGCAUAGUGGACAUUUUUUUAAAACUAACUUCCAUGGUGCCCCGUUGACAUUAACAUUACCAUUGUACCCUGCUGUAAAAAUAAACAUUCUUACACAUUUAUCAGAUGUUGAUAAAAUGUUAGCCCUUAACCACUUUUUAUAUGUUUUAAAUUUUUGAAAUUCAAGUGUACCUUCCAUAACAUACAAUAAACACUACACUGUAUUAAA
Molecule: messenger RNA, 1629 nt
Organism: Alligator mississippiensis (American alligator)
Lineage: Eukaryota; Metazoa; Chordata; Crocodylia; Alligatoridae
Gene: NCKAP1
Product: NCK associated protein 1
Exons: 8
Coding region: 69-818 (249 amino acids)
Biological process (GO): cell migration; cell projection assembly; neuron projection morphogenesis
Cellular component (GO): SCAR complex
Source: RefSeq, a predicted model, not a curated record